Messenger RNA from Rotaria sp. Silwood2, 534 nucleotides. The record is from the annotation of a GenBank genome assembly. NCBI's taxonomy places the organism in Eukaryota, Metazoa, Rotifera, Eurotatoria, Philodinida, Philodinidae.
AUGUCUGAAACAAAAUAUCUCUACAUGGCACAAUGUGUAGAUUCAUUACGUACUCUUGUGAAAGAAAAAAUUCGUUUAUUAAAAAAGAAUAAAUAUUUAGCUAAUGCUGAUUGGAUUUUUAUUGAGAAAAAUUUUCGAAUUGAAAAUCCUCAUACUAUAAAUAUGAUCAAUAAUGACAAUAGAGAUAUCAAUUUAAAUGAUCAUAAUAUACAAUGUUCUCAUUGUCAUCGACCAAUAUCAAUAGAAUUCAAUCAAAUACAAUAUGAUGAUUUAUUUGAAGAAACUAGAAUUCGUAUUAUUAAUAUUCAAAAAACAAGCUUCUGGAGACAAUAUAGAGAUUAUGAAAUUUCAACACAAGCUGUUCGUAUUUUAUCAUCUCUUUGUGAUUUUGUAAUCGAUAGAAAAGUCAAUCCUGGCGGAUGGGUACCUAGUGCAGCAGUGAGAAGUGUGGCUAAACGUGAAUAUCCUCGCUUUCUGAAACGUUUCACAAGUUAUGUUAUCGAGCAAACGCGUGACAAGCCUAUUAUAUUUUGA